Molecule: messenger RNA, 1081 nt
Organism: Conger conger (European conger)
Lineage: Eukaryota; Metazoa; Chordata; Actinopteri; Anguilliformes; Congridae
Product: voltage-dependent calcium channel gamma-5 subunit
Exons: 7
Coding region: 212-1081 (289 amino acids)
Biological process (GO): positive regulation of synaptic transmission, glutamatergic; neurotransmitter receptor transport, postsynaptic endosome to lysosome; regulation of AMPA receptor activity
Cellular component (GO): postsynaptic density membrane; AMPA glutamate receptor complex
Molecular function (GO): voltage-gated calcium channel activity; channel regulator activity
Source: RefSeq, a predicted model, not a curated record
GCGCGCGCGAAGCCCGUGUUGUCCUGUUGCAAGGCAGUCGGCGCGCUGCACGUUUCUCUCUCACAUCCUCUCCGCGUUCUGCGUGAAGACGAACGAAGAGCGGUAGCGGGGUGAAAGGACAAUCCAGUCAGGAAUAGUUAUCUUGCAGAGUCUUCACAUUGAAGGCCCCCCCUCUUUCUGCUGACGCCGCCCCCUGCUGGAGACGUGUGGAAUGAGCAUCUGCGGCAGGAAGGCGCUGACGCUGCUGAGCAGCGUGUUCGCGGUGUGUGGCCUGGGGCUCCUCGGCAUCGCGGUGAGCACAGACUACUGGCUCUACCUGGAGGAGGGCAUCAUCCUGCCCCUCAACCAGAGCGCCGAGAUCAAGAUGUCCCUGCACUCGGGCCUGUGGAGGGUCUGCUUCCUGGCGGAGAUGCCGGCUGCUGACCGAGUGUUGCCUUCUGUUAAACCAGGGGAGGAGACGGGCCGCUGCUUCACCAUCGAGUACGUCAUGCCCAUGAACGUCCAGAUGACCUCCGAGUCCACCGUCAGCGUGCUGAAGAUGAUCCGCUCUGCCACGCCCUUCCCCCUGGUCAGCCUCUUCUUCAUGUUCAUCGGGUUCGUGCUCAACAACAUCGGACACAUCCGACCCCACCGCACCAUCCUGGCCUUUGUUUCCGGAAUCUUCUUCAUCCUCUCAGGUCUGUCCCUGGUCGUGGGCCUGGUGCUCUAUAUAUCCAGCAUCAAUGACGAGAUGUUGAACAGGACCAAGAACAACGAGGCCUACUUCAGCUAUAAGUACGGCUGGUCUUUCGCCUUUGCUGCCAUCUCCUUCCUGCUGACCGAGACGGCGGGCGUGAUGUCCGUCUACCUGUUCAUGAAGCGCUACACGGCGGAGGAGAUGUACAGGCCGCACCCCGGCUUCUACCGGCCGCGGCUCAGCAACUGCUCCGACUACUCGGGCCAGUUCCUGCACCCCGACGCCUGGGUGCGAGGCCGCAGCCCCUCGGACAUCUCCAGCGAGGCCUCCCUGCAGAUGAACUCCAACUACCCCGCCCUGCUCAAGUGCCCCGACUACGACCAGAUGUCCUCCUCCCCCUGCUGA